This is a messenger RNA of Armigeres subalbatus, 2068 nucleotides long. RefSeq names its product pyruvate dehydrogenase E1 component subunit beta, mitochondrial (gene Pdhb). Gene Ontology annotation, molecular function: pyruvate dehydrogenase (acetyl-transferring) activity. Bases 251 to 1315 code for a protein of 354 amino acids. The transcript is spliced from 6 exons. NCBI's taxonomy places the organism in Eukaryota, Metazoa, Arthropoda, Insecta, Diptera, Culicidae. Gene Ontology annotation, biological process: pyruvate decarboxylation to acetyl-CoA. The record is from RefSeq and is a predicted model, not a curated record.
AGGAGAAUGUCAACAUUCGCGACAGCACCCACCCACAAUCGCAGGAGUGUCAGGCUCGUCAGUCCAGCUGUCGACGGAAUCUCAUCCUGAAGCAGAAAUUCGCGUGUUUCAGUCUCAUCUUUCGCGAUCUCCACUCCGCUUCUAGUUGCUCCGUGUUAGGACGAAAAUAAAAAGCAAACGAUUCGACGGACAGCUUCCCCCGAGGACCAUUACCUAGUUUCAGGGUGCCAGCAGGACAAACGCAAGGAAGAUGAUGCUCGCUACAGUUGCCGUGCGCGGAUUGACCCGCCGUUCAUUUUCGACCUCGAAAGUCCUUUCCUCUCAGCAGCUGACCGUCCGCGAUGCCCUCAACUCAGCCUUGGACGAGGAGAUGGAACGGGACGAGCGGGUGUUUCUGCUCGGCGAAGAAGUGGCCCAGUACGACGGUGCCUACAAGGUAUCACGUGGUCUGUGGAAGAAGUAUGGGGACAAGCGAGUGAUCGACACGCCCAUCACUGAGAUGGGAUUCGCCGGUAUUGCCGUUGGCGCUGCCUUCGCCGGCUUACGUCCGGUGUGCGAGUUUAUGACCUUCAAUUUCUCCAUGCAGGCCAUUGAUCAUGUCAUUAACUCGGCAGCGAAAACUUUCUACAUGUCUGCCGGUACCGUAAACGUUCCGAUCGUUUUCCGUGGCCCGAACGGUGCCGCUGCCGGCGUAGGAGCUCAGCAUUCCCAGUGCUUCGGCGCAUGGUACUCACACUGCCCGGGACUCAAAGUUAUUUCGCCGUACGACAGCGAAGAUGCCAAAGGACUGCUCAAGGCUGCCAUUCGUGAUCCAGAUCCAGUGGUGUGUUUGGAGAACGAAAUGCUCUACGGUGUCGGAUACCCAGUGUCUGAUCAAGUAUUGGACAAGGAAUUCAUCCUUCCCAUCGGAAAAGCCAAAGUCAUGCGACCAGGAAAGCACAUUACCUUGGUGGCACACUCGAAAGCCGUGGAAAAUGCCCUUCAGGCGGCGAACGAGCUGGCGGGCAAAGGUAUCGAGUGCGAGGUAAUCAAUCUACGUUCACUGCGCCCGCUGGACACUGAGACGAUAUUUAAGUCCGUGCAGAAGACUCACCACCUAGUAACAGUUGAGCAGGGUUGGCCGCAAAGCGGAAUUGGAUCUGAGAUUUGCGCGAGAAUUAUGGAACAUGAAACAUUCUUCCAUCUGGAUGCACCGGUAUGGCGUGUAACAGGAGUGGACGUCCCGAUGCCUUAUGCCAAAUCGCUGGAGAUUGCGGCACUGCCACAGACUGCCGAUGUGGUCACUGCAGUUAAUAAAGUGUUAAAUGUUAAGUAAACUUGAUGGUGGGGGGAUCGAUCGAAAAAACCACUAAUGAGUUACUACGCCGUACCAAGUCACAAGAGGUCCGCUCUGUAAUCGUGUCACCCGGGACCUCAGUUUCAGUGCACAGUGACAUGAAGAGUGAGGGUUUCAAAGACGUUUCGCUAGGUUUGAAUGAUUUCGUUUUAGUUGAUUGGGUUUUUCUAUCAUUUAUAUUUAUUUAGGUGCGUCAAAAUCAAAACGUUCGAUCGGAUGGCUGAAUAUAUUGUAGGAUUCUAAAGUAUUCUCCUUUCUAAAGGCGUCGUGCGAUUCUCUGUUAUGCGCAACUCAAAUAAACUAAAACUUUUUACAAAUCGGAUUUACUUUGAAAUUGUUAAUUUUAUUUAUUAAUCGAUUGGACUGUCUCAUUAGAUUUCUGUAUGUCAUCGUUUUAUCAGAAGGAGACAGCUGGUAGACUAGCGCCGCGCUACACAGGAAACAUAAAAUAUUGUGCUUACCGAAUGUCAGGAUAUUAAAUAAUUACGUAGUUGAUAGUUGAAUGUACAUAGAAAUGAACAAAACAACGAUAUUGUUAUUAGGAAGAAAACAAACAAAACAAACAAAUCAGCCAUUUCACCAACCAGAUAACCCCAUAGUAAAACUACACCCACUGAUAGUUGUCCAUUUUCCCGAUUGUUUCCUUAGCAAAAUACGAUUCGCUCACGUUAUCUGCGAUGACAUUUGGGAGACAUUGCCAACACGAAAUAAUACAAUUUUGAAAACAAAUAA